CAAUUUUUCUAGUGUUAUAAUAAUUUAUAAAGUAAACUAAAUAACAAUAAAAAUGCCAGACUAUUUGGGAGAUGACCAACGCAGAGUCCGUGACGAUGAAAAUAAGGACGAGAAACCGAUCCAAGCUCUGGAUGAAGGAGAUAUCGCACUUCUGAAGACGUACGGACAGGGUCCGUAUGCUAAGCAAAUCAAACAAGUUGAAGAUGACAUCAUAGCGAUUACGAAACGUGUUAAUGAGCUCACAGGAAUUAAAGAAUCGGACACUGGACUUGCCCCACCGGCUUUGUGGGAUCUUGCCGCUGAUAAACAAACGUUACAUAGUGAACAACCAUUGCAAGUAGCUCGAUGUACGAAAAUUAUUGAUGCUGACACAGAUAACGCGAAGUAUAUCAUCAAUGUAAAGCAAUUUGCGAAGUUCGUCGUCGACCUUGGGGAUCAGGUCGCUCCGACUGAUAUAGAAGAAGGCAUGAGAGUGGGGGUAGAUAGAAAUAAAUACCAAAUUCAUAUCCCGUUACCCCCUAAAAUUGACCCCACUGUUACCAUGAUGCAGGUUGAAGAAAAACCAGAUGUAACAUAUUCGGAUGUCGGAGGCUGCAAGGAGCAAAUUCAGAAGUUACGUGAAGUAGUGGAAACUCCCUUGUUGCACCCUGAACGUUUCGUUACACUUGGAAUAGAUCCUCCGAAGGGGGUUCUUCUUUUUGGACCACCAGGAACAGGGAAAACACUCUGCGCGAGAGCAGUUGCUAAUCGUACUGAUGCCUGUUUUAUUCGUGUUAUUGGUUCCGAGUUGGUACAGAAGUAUGUCGGGGAAGGAGCCAGAAUGGUUCGUGAAUUAUUUGAAAUGGCUCGUACUAAGAAAGCAUGUUUAAUUUUCUUUGAUGAAAUUGAUGCCAUAGGUGGCGCUAGAUUCGAUGACGGGGCUGGCGGAGAUAAUGAAGUUCAACGUACAAUGCUGGAGCUUAUCAACCAAUUGGAUGGAUUUGACCCACGUGGAAAUAUCAAGGUACUAAUGGCAACGAAUCGGCCUGACACUUUAGACCCAGCGCUGAUGCGUCCAGGUAGAAUGGACAGAAAAGUAGAAUUUGGGUUGCCAGAUCUUGAAGGCAGAACCCACAUUUUUAAAAUCCAUGCUCGGAGUAUGAGUGUCGAGCGUGACAUUCGAUACGAGCUUUUGGCUCGUUUGUGCCCAAACAGCACUGGCGCUGAAAUUCGCAGCGUUUGCACUGAGGCUGGAAUGUACGCUAUUCGUGCUCGAAGAAAAGUUGCAACGGAAAAAGAUUUUCUGGAAGCUGUCAACAAAGUGAUUAAGUCGUAUGCAAAGUUCAGCUCAACACCAAGAUAUAUGACCUACAACUAACUGUGGAAUUAUGUAAUAUGGACUGCUGACUGUACUGGAUUAUACAAAACAAUUGAGCUUUUCGAAAAAAAAAAACUAUCUCUCUUUAUUUUUCACUUCACAUUGAAAAUAUUAUUAAUGGGUAAAAUUUAGCAUUGUCCAUUUUUGAAAAAAUAUUAUCUUAGUUUCUAGCGGGCCAUAUUGGGAUAGUAACGUUAAUUAACCAUUUAGGUGACAGGUAUUUUUACUUUCUGGAAGUGUGAUAUUGCCAUUAACACAUUCUUAGUCUAUCUCUAUUUCUGACGAGGCGAUAUCAUUUGAGGCCUGGGGAUUAGCUAGGUUGUGAUAGUCUGGAGGGCUGUAUAAGUAGGAAUGUUCAGAACAGUGGUUCCCAACCUUUUAUGGCUUGUGGCCCCCUUCUGUGGGCUUUUAGCACUCAUGCCCACCUGUUUAUUGUUCCAGUGGUAUUUAUAGUGUUAUUUUGAUUGGUAUAUUUCAAAUUCCAUUCUGUUUAAAUAAUUCAUGCUCAACAAAUUGAACAUACUCUGUGAAAUAAUGUUAUCAAGCAAUGAAAGAACGAGUUUUGCGGUAGAAGAAAAAGUAAAAUCAGUUAUUGGUCUAGCCUGGUGGCCCCCAUCCAACUGCCCUCUUGCCCCUUUAGUGGGCUCGUCAGGUUAAAAAAAUUAUUUGUUGAAUUGCAAGAUUAUGUUGGUAUUGAGGGCUGCUUUUCAAAAGUAGGAAUGUUGUGAUUCACAUUGUUACAUUACUAUUUUCAACAGUUAUUUAACAACAUGAGCAUGUUUUAGAUUUGGCUGGCAAUGUUAAUAUUAUUUUCACAUCAGUGAUGAUAUUCUGCAUCUGAACUGUUGAUGAAUUUCUUACAAGGCCUGUGUAACAGUUUGAUUUAGUGGAUUUCUCUAUUUCUCGAAGUUUGAAACAAUAUCCAUCAAAUUAUUUCAAUAAAAAGUUUGAGUAGUUCAAUUGAAAGUCAAAAAAUAUUUGUUUUGUUAUUUCCUAAAAACAUAUUUUUCAAGUUUCAUCUCUUUGGAUUGAAGGCUGAAGCCCUCGAUUUACUUAUAAUGUUCCGCUUGCGCCAAGUUUAACAACAGUGACGCGCUAAUACCUAUAGGCCUUGGAAUUUCAUUUUCAUUUCUGUUAUUAUUUGGUAUUUAAAAGAUGAAGGAUCUUGUUUUUACUUCUUGCAAUUUGUGCAUUUAUCAGUGGUUCCCAAAUCGCAGUCCGUGGGCUAAUUACGGCCAGCAUAACAAUUUAACAUGGCCCGCUAAACUUGAGUUAAAUAGUUCCAUACUUUAUGUUUUUACCCUUUUUGCGUUUUAAAUAUCGCAGUUUGAGCUUGUGUAUUUUCGGAAUAAUUCAGUUAUACUGGUAUCUUGGUUGUACAUACUGGUAUUGGGAUUACAUACAUGUCUCACACUUGCUCUCUCCAGGGCCACAAUAUCCUUCCGCUUCUAAUUUUGGCCUCCUGUCAAUCAACUUUGGGAACAACCACUGAUUUAUAUGUUUCAUUUAUGACAAUCCUGGAAAUUUUUCAUUUUCUGUGCAUGACCUAUUGGUGUUAUGAACUUAAGCAUGGGCCAUGUUAAAUCAAUAUGUAUUUGUAUGAAUCCAUUUGGUCACCUAUUUGAUGCUUUGUUUUGUAUUAUUAG
Molecule: messenger RNA, 3003 nt
Organism: Styela clava
Lineage: Eukaryota; Metazoa; Chordata; Ascidiacea; Stolidobranchia; Styelidae
Source: RefSeq, a predicted model, not a curated record